Messenger RNA from Melanotaenia boesemani (Boeseman's rainbowfish), 2294 nucleotides. RefSeq names its product phosphoglucomutase 3 (gene pgm3). The transcript has 13 exons. The coding region runs from base 102 to 1742 and encodes 546 amino acids. Lineage: Eukaryota; Metazoa; Chordata; Actinopteri; Atheriniformes; Melanotaeniidae. Gene Ontology annotation, molecular function: phosphoacetylglucosamine mutase activity; magnesium ion binding. The record is from RefSeq and is a predicted model, not a curated record. Gene Ontology annotation, biological process: hemopoiesis; UDP-N-acetylglucosamine biosynthetic process; carbohydrate metabolic process.
AAUCGGGGCGUGACUCGUAUCAGGUGACAAGAGCCACGGUGUCAUACAGAAAGAGAAGCCGGAAGCUGCCACAACUGACUAGAAGCUCCCGAAAAUAUAAGAUGACUGCCCACUUUGAGGAGGCACUAAAACAGUCCAGCCUGCACCCUAAGCCUGCAGGAUUGAUUUUGGAGUAUGGCACAUCUGGCUUUAGGACCAAUGCCAAACAGCUGGACCACAUCAUGUUCAGAAUGGGCUUGCUGGCCACGCUCCGCUCCAAGAAGACCAAAGCUACCAUUGGAGUCAUGGUGACUGCAUCACAUAACCCAGAGGAGGACAAUGGGGUGAAGCUAAUUGAUCCAAUGGGGGAGAUGGUGACACCAGCAUGGGAAGGUUACGCAACCCAGUUGGCCAAUGCCGAGCAGGAAGAUUUGCUCGCAGCCAUGAAGGACAUAACGGGAAAGGAGGCCAUAGACAUAACCCAGGAGGCUAGCGUGUUUGUGGGAAAAGACACAAGGGGCAGUAGUGCCAGCCUCUCUCAAUCAGUACUGGAUGGAGUUAAUGCCCUUGGUGGUCACAGCAAAAACUAUGGCUUGGUGACCACCCCACAGCUUCACUACAUGGUUUGCUGUCAAAACACACAGGGUAAAUAUGGAGAAGCUACAAUGGAUGGAUAUUACAGCAAACUUUGCACAGCUUUCCUUCAUCUCACUAAGCAUGCAUCCAACCGUACAGAUGACCAGAAGCAUCUUUGUGUAGAUGGUGCUAAUGGUAUUGGAGCCCUGAAGUUACAAGAGAUGGAGAGUCACGUUAAGAAGAACUUGCAGAUUUCCAUCUUCAACGACGGCAGCAAAGGAAAGCUAAACUUCCAGUGCGGAGCCGACUUUGUCAAAGUGCAGCAAAAACCUCCAGCAGGCAUUGAGAUAAAUCCAGGAGAUCGUUGCUGUUCAUUCGACGGUGAUGCUGACAGAAUAGUUUAUUACUACACUGACUCUCAGGGAUGUUUCCACCUGCUGGACGGAGACAAGAUCGCUACUCUCAUCUGCACUUAUCUGAAAGAGCUGAUCAACCAGGCUGGUCUUGACUUGAAGAUAGCAGUGGUGCAAACUGCUUAUGCUAAUGGGAGCUCAACACGCUACCUGGAGGACACGAUGAAGGUAAUAGUGAAAUGCACCAAGACUGGAGUAAAACAUCUUCAUCAUGCCGCCUUGGAGUUUGAUAUUGGUGUGUACUUCGAGGCAAAUGGCCAUGGGACUGUGUUGUUCAGUAAGGCAGCUGAGGAGAUGAUCCAGAAACUUGCAGAAGACUCCAGCAUUAAUGAUGAGAGGAAGAAAGCAGCUGUCUUGCUGCAGAGCACAAUCACUGUCAUCAAUCAGACAGUAGGAGACGCCAUUUCUGACAUGCUGUUGAUUGAAGCCAUAUUAGCCAUUAAAGGGAUGACAUUACAGCAGUGGGAUGCCAUCUACAGCGACCUGCCAAACAGGCAGCUUAAAGUCAAGGUUUCUGACCGCAGGGUGAUAGACACGGCCGAUGCAGAGAGACGGGCAGUGAGUCCAGCAGGGCUGCAGGAGGCCAUUGAUACUUUGGUGAAGAAGUACAGACAGGCCCGCUCCUUUGCGAGGCCGUCCGGCACUGAGGAUGUAGUGAGAGUUUAUGCAGAGGCAGACACACAGGAGGAUGCAGACGCUCUGGCACAUGAAGUCAGCCUUGCGGUGUACCGCCUCGCAGGGGGAGUAGGAGAUGAACCCAAACCAUUGCACUAAAAGCACAUCCACAGACUAAAAUUCACACUGCUGAGCAGUAAAUGCAACACCAAUUAAUAACAUAGAAGGCAGCAAUUUAUCAUGAAUGUCUUUAUUUUUUUUUUUUUUUUUUUUUUUUUGCAGGAAGGGUCUAAAUUAAUUUGAUGUUUAAAUGCACUUGGUACUCCACUAUGCACUUCUUUAUGAUUGUAUAUGGUGAACACUAAAGAAGAGAUAAUAACUGGAAGUAACUGUAUUUCAAGAAGGUACAUGAUUCUGUUUUAUGAGGUACUGUACUGUAUACAUGAACAAUGUCAUUAAAUCAUCAGUUGUCGGAACUAUUUUUAUAAAGUUUUCAUACAGUUAUCAAUCAGAUUCUUAUUAAAUUGUAACUUUUUAUAUCCACUUGGUGCUGGAAGUCAUUUCUUUUCGAAGCAAUGAAAUCAAAAGUUUACAUGUCAGUUAAAGAUGUGUGCUUUAAUUAUGAAUAAAUGUAAACAUUGUAAAAAUGAGAAACUUUUUUUAAAUGUUGGAGUCAAAUCAUGCAGAUGGUACCUCAUUAAAUGAAAACUA